AUGUCUUCUUUCCAUCUUCGUCCCGUCGCAGAGCACUCCCCCUCCCCACCAUCAAGCGCCUCCACAACAACAGCAGGAGAUCAUAGUCCUCUCCACAAAUCAUCAAUAAUUCAUCAUACUUCACCACAAUCAGGCGCACCAAGGCGUCCUCUCUCUCCAAGCUCACUUCGUGAUGUCAACCUAACUCAGGAUGGUAGUUCUACACCCAGAAAGUACCCUGCACCACCUACAGGUCAUGAACUUAUGGCGCUUUUCCCUCCUGCACCACCAGCAAACUUUGCAGAAAUGAGACCUGGGCCUACCAGUGGAUUCUUUCAAAGACAGGAACGCGCGUUCUUUGCACAAGCUGGAAGGGAGAUCGUUCGUGUUCGGGUAGAAAUCGAUGUACCACAACAAGAGGAUAGCAGCAAAACUAGGGAAGCAGCACAAAGUGGUGUACCGCGCUCUUGGCCACAGCUUCCACCACACCCUCAGCAUCACUCUCCGAUUGAUUCGCCGAUGGGACCGUAUCCCCAUCAUGCAAAGCAACCCCGGUCUUCCCGUUCAAUGCCGACACCCACGCAGCCACCAUCCAUGUUUCCCGUGGCAGCUCACAGCCAACCAACUCAGCCACCUCUCAAUCUCCACUCGCAAUCGCAUCAUGGUGGCGUCGGUUUACGUAGUCCACCUCAUGACGUACAUGCCAUUCCUGGUGCAAAAGUAGAAAUUCCUCCUACAGAGGAUUACCGAGAAGACUCUGAUGAUGCGUGGCGGAGGCCAACACCAUAUGCAGAUCGCCGGCGAGCAGGAAAGCAUACUAAGCGAAUCGUUGUUCGAAAUUGA
Molecule: messenger RNA, 822 nt
Organism: Suillus plorans
Lineage: Eukaryota; Fungi; Basidiomycota; Agaricomycetes; Boletales; Suillaceae
Exons: 2
Coding region: 1-822 (273 amino acids)
Source: RefSeq, a predicted model, not a curated record